GAGCCACAUGCAGCAGCAGCAGGAGGAGGAGGAGUGGGUGGCCGAGCAAGCGUCACCAUCAAACACCUCAACUCGGGCCACAGAUAUUCACGACGCCACAAUCGCCUCCAACGAUGUCGUUUAUUGCCGCCACCGAAGUCUAUCGAUCUUCACACCACGUAUAGCCGAGCUAAAGACGAGGUGUACCUGUGUCGGUACACCACUGUGUGUGUGUGUGACAUACCGUGAGCUACACAGACCAGCACCGUGUUGGUGUUGUUGUUGUUAGUACAGCAGCUGUGUCGUCAAUCACAGCUUUGUCUCUCGCGGACACAUCGGCUGUGCUGCUGCCCAUCAGAGAGAGGCUGUGAAGAUGUCCGUGGCACCGGGAGGUGGACGGGGAGGGCAUGAGACGUCUUGCACCGUGGCGGGUGAUGUGCCGGGCGUCUUGCGGUCUUCCUGGAGGCUGUGCGGUGUCUCCGUGCUGAUGGUGGCGUUCGUCUGCCAGGGACCUGUCCUCGCUAAAGCUGAGGAUGCGUUGCGGACGGCAGACCCAGGGACUGACUCGUACGAGCCGCUGCGCUUCAGCCUGACGGAGCCGUACAGGCUGGAUGGACGGCACAAGCGUGAGAUCCAGCCCUGCCAGCCCUGAGGCAGUGCACCCAGACAGGGUACAGUACGUUGUGCGUGUGGAUGACAAGGAUUUCAUUCUCAACCUCGAGCGGAACAGGGACCUGCUACCCGCCCAUUUAAUAACAACCUACACAGGAAGAGCACACUCCUUUACAAAUGUCACCGCUCACUGCUACUACCAUGGUGAUAUUGAAGGUGAAUCGGGGUCAACUGUCAGUGUCAGCACUUGCUACGGGCUCAGGGGCCACUUCAGCGUGGGGGACGUGAGCUACGGGGUGGAGCCGUGGGGGGGGGCAGGCGUGGCGGGGGAGAGGGUGGGGAGCCUCCACCGCGUCUUCCGUCUGAGCGACGCCUUCCCCGCCUCAAACUCCUCCUCCUCCUCCUCCGCUUGCGGCGUCGUCCACCCGUUGGAGCCCACGCUGCACCGCGAUCCGGCCCUGGAGCCGCUCGGGGGCCAGCAGCAGCAGCAGCAGCUCCACAUCCGGGUGCGCCGCGCCGUGCUGCCGGGAACGCGCUACGUGGAGCUGCUGCUCGUGGUGGACAACACCCUCUUCACAAACCGGUACAAGGGAAACAAGACGGUGAUGGUGCACGACAUGGCAGAAUUGACCAACAUCAUGGACUCGUUUUACAAGUCGAUCAACGUGCGCGUGGUGCUCGUGGCUGUGAACGUUCUCACAAUGGACGAGGAGAACCUCAUCAUGGCCACCAAAGCGGCCGGCGCCGUCCUUGGGAAGUUUGUCAAGUGGAGAGAGUCGAAUCUGCGCACCCUGCCACGCCACGACGUGGCACACCUCAUGAGUAAUGGCUUUUCGGGAGCCCUGGGCAUGGCUUUCGUGGGGACCAUCUGCUCCCGAAGCACGUCGGGGGGCGUGAACAGCCUGGGAUCCCGCAGCAUCGUGGUGAUGGCCUCGGUGAUCGCACACGAGCUGGGGCACAACCUGGGCAUGGGCCACGACAACGGGCGCACCUGCAGCUGCCCCAAGUCCUCCUGCAUCAUGGUGGGAUCGCUCCCGUCCCCGGUGCCGACCAACUUCAGCAGCUGCAGCACGGACGACUUCGAGGACCUAGUCGUGCAGAGGAAGGGCGGCAAGUGCCUGCUGAACGUGCCCAAGGCGGACGGGGCAUUCCGCCCGCCCGUAUGCGGUGACAAGAUGCUGGACGCCGGCGAGGAGUGCGACUGCGGCUCCCCCGAGGAGUGCGACAACAAAUGUUGCGACGCCCGCACCUGCCGGCUGCGAUCCGGAGCGCGCUGUGCCUACGGCUCCUGCUGCAAGGACUGCCAGUUUGUGGGCCAGGGCGAGGUUUGCCGAGCGGCCCAGGGCGUGUGCGACCUGCCCGAGUUCUGCUCCGGCUCGGCCCCCUCCUGCCCGGACGACUCGUUCCUGCAGAACGGCCACCCCUGCCAGAACGCCGCCGCCUACUGCUACAACGGCGUCUGCCAGACGUACACGUCGCAGUGCGUGAGCAUCUGGGGCCCCGGCGCUGUCCCUGCAUCCGAUCACUGCUUCACAAUUGUCAACAUGAAGGGGAAUGAGUUUGGGAACUGUGGAAUGAACGCCGCUGGAACCCCUGUUUCCUGUCAGUCACGGAAUGUCAAGUGCGGGAAGCUGAUCUGCACCAACACUCCCAACGAGCCGCUCAUCGGACACAUUCCCAACUACGUGAGCUACGAGGGCUGCCGUGCUGUGGAUUACAACUAUGGGCCCGACGUUCCAGACCCGGGCCUUGUGCAGCCAGGAACCAGCUGUGGCUCUGGCCUGGUGUGCUACGAUCAAAAGUGCCAAAGUGACACGAUUCUCGGUUACGACUGCAACACCACCACGAAGUGCAACGGCCGUGGGGUUUGCAACAACCACAAGCAUUGCCACUGCUCCAUGGAUUGGGCCCCACCGGACUGUUCUUCUAAAGGCUGUGGGGGCUCCUUAGACAGCGGGCCCACUUGCAAAGCAGAUAAAUCCCAGCUACUGUGGCUGCUGUUGCUGCUGCUUCCGGUGCUGGCUGUGGCGGCGUUCUUCGGCAGACGGCGGUACAUACGCAGAAAGCGCAUGCAGCGCAGCCAGGAGUGCAGUUCUGGCAACACCAAAGCAACGCCCAAAGGAGAAUCCAAAUUUCAACCAUCGUCGCAGUUGAUGGAAUCAUCUCAAGACAACGAUCACAAUGGCAAGGCAUCGGAUCUCAGCAGCACAAAUAUACCCAAGAGACCUCUCAUUCCACCUCAAGCCAGUGCUCCCAAAGCCUCAGCGACUCAAAGCCAAGUCCACUUUACAAAUGGCUCUGAAGUCUCUACAAUAGUGCCCACAAGGCCUCCCCCGUCGGUGCCUAUGUAUUCCAAGCAAGGCAAAUCCAAAGCUGCAGGGCAAGAAGAGUCGCAACAGCAGUGGCAUACAAAACCUCAGUACUUGGCUGAGCAGGAUGCCUGGCAGAUCAAUAAAGAUGCCGUGGCGGGGUCUCGCGAUGACGUCUCGGGUGGUCACGGUGCCAGGGUGUCAUCUAAGCCAGCGUUGAUGCCAAAGCCAGGCAACCUCACGCCAUCAUUAGUUUGAGUCGUCUGCUCCUCGGAGGCGACGCGUCUGAUGGUGGCAAACGGGACAAAAUACACUUGAGACCAUGUAAGGCUCGUAACAUUACAUUCAUGGGAACAUGGGCUGUUGUUAUGGUAUGUAUUGUUCAUUAUUGCACGUCUGCAUGUGCAGAAUUUUUUUCCCGAUGUUGCAUAUGCAAUAUUCUUCAACAAUAGGGUACUCUCAAUGUAAGGUUUUUUUGGCACGAGGCUGAAAUUCCAAGCUCGCAUAAAGACGCUACCUGCUUGCGUUGCCACGUUUUUGCCAUUGGUUUGAUCAACACUUUUGAGUCGUUUGUAGCGGGUGGAUUCUUGUUAGGAAGGACAACAACAAACACUGAACUCAUUCUGAAUGGUCUGGGCUACCUUGUAAAUUUCUCAGCCGUUCCCCUUAUAUGCAAAUGCAGGUCUCCGUUGAGCUGCAUUAUUAUUAAAGUUGACAUUGGUUUUACUCAUUGCACAAGUUAUUUGGCGCGAUUAUGCAUCUGAUAUGAAUUCCUGCAGUCACGAAAGCUUUAAGUCAAGAUUUAUGCAUUUGAUCUAUAAUUAAAAUAUUGGGCUCGUUUGAUGUGUUGGCGAAUGCCCGGUUUUUAUAUAUUUACAUAUAUAUUGGCAAAGCCAAGCAAAGGUUUCCUUUACCAUCGAUAGGGACAAUCGCCAAAGGUGGUGCAUUUCCAUUGUUUUGCCACGAUAUGAAUCCGGCCCAAUGUGGUAGAAUUUUUUUUUUCUUUGAUGAGCAAAGUUUGUGUUUUAGGUGCAGUUUUACAGUCGCACAAAUACCGUAACGUUGACAUGUUGCACACGUGCGUGCUUAAUACUCAGCAGGGAUAUUUCUGAGCUCUUUAUAGUUCGAAGGGCUAUACCACAUUCUCUUGAAUACGAAACGUGCACUGGAGAUGUGAUUGCUUUCUGGCAUCACUCGGCUCGUUUGUUUGUACGUACGCGCUACUGAUUUCCUACAACGGAAGAAAUAUUGACGUGAAUGGGUCUGAACUUGCACAUAAAGCAAACCACUGUACUUUAAAAUGAGAUCUGACACUUGAUGUGAUUUUACUUCUCAGCCAUGUUUUAAUUUCAUUUGUACAGUGUUUAAAUGAAUAAUGGUAUUACUCCUGUAAAGCUGUCAAAUGGUUAAAAAAAUGUAUAUUAUGACCUGAGUAAAUGCCAAAACCGUCAUAUAAACACGUGAUCGCGGAUUACCUGUUUCUCUUACUGAAAAAAUAUAGUGUAGAGUUAAUUAACGCAUGUGUCAGAGCAGAAGUAGAAUAAUCAAUGAAAGUAAUGAUAAAUUAACGUAUGAUAAGCAUUGAAACAACACCUGUAAGUUUUGGUUUCCCUUGAAAAAACUAACCGUUAAUUUACGACUUUUAUAUGUCAGUUUAUGAGUUUUCUCUCCAUAGCUUUGUGAUCCAUUACAUUUAUUCGGAAAUGCCAACAUAGUGCUCAGUAUUUAAGGCAACAUUGGAACAUCACCCUGCUGAAAACGUAAACUUGUUUGUUAUCUGUUAACAAUGACGAUUUAUAGCGCUGUCAGUCAAUUUUACUGACAAAGGCCUUCCCAUGCCGUGGUAGUCAUGGGGGUGGUUGCAUGAGCAUCCUUCAUCACGCUGGACAGUGCGGGUUGGUGAAGGGUGGCCUGGGGCAGCUUCAGGUAUCUUUCGCCACCGAAUGUUAAUCGUGGAGAGAAAUCGAACUCCGGUAACCGGAAUCAUAAUACGGUGCGCUAAUCACUGUGCUACCGCUCUACCCGAUUGUGAUCCAUAAGAUCAUAAAUGUCCAUCGGCAUCAUGUGGGAUUACCAAAUGCUCCUGUUGUUUGAUGUCCAAGGUAACUUUUUGGUGAGGUCACGGACGUUUGGUUGGUGUAAAAUUUGACAAAAAAAACGAUGGCAGGCAGCCACAGUAGUUUCUGACUCCCAACUGAAGGAGGGAAUGAAUUCCACUUGCGGAUUCAUCAGUCCACAUUCCGAUUGCCACUUAAAACUCCCAGCAACGACGGGUCAUCUGAGUCUGGCAGAGACACGAGGUGGAGUUUGUUAUGACACUGGAGCUACAAGCCGCCAGAUGUCAUGAGACGGUUUGCGUUACUCUCGGGUUCAUUCUCCUGUUCGCAGCUCACUGUAAUGUCCCUGUUAUUCCGACCAUUGUGCAAUGCUGCUGUUGCAUUAGCCCGCAUUCCAAAUGCAUGAUCUUUGCCCGUAUAACACCACAUGUGUGUCUGCGGUUUUCAGAUGUGCACUACAAGCAAAUCCUCAUUUAAAGACGUACAUUAUGUAUUACGUUUUACCAUUAUGACAGCCUGUACAAUAGCAUUAGUAAUGCAACUCAUGGUAAAGUGUCAAACGUUUUUUUUUUCUUAUUACAGCGCGCAUGUUUUAGAUUUUAUUGGCCAAAUUCUUUGUCCCACAUCGCGUCCGUUUUUGUCGCACUGACUGUACGCUCUGUGCAUGUGUGCGUAAUGUUUGUAUGUAUACUUUUUUUUAAGGCAGAGCACCACAGUUCAACUGUGAUGGAUGGAUGUUAUAUGUUCUGCCAAAUUCAUUGCUCUAUACACGGAGACAUAUAAAAAGUGCUGAUGGUGGGCUUCUAUGAGGAAUCGCGGAGCACAGCUCCUCAUGCCUGGUCGUCUUUGUCUCUAUAGUGCCGAUGUUUACACACCGCACCAAUUACACGUUUUGGGCUGAGUUUACUAAUGCAGAGAACCAGGACCAGCUCAAAUGUCACGGGAUGCUGAUGUUAGCGGUGAUUGGGAAUCGUACCCAGAUACCUGGGUUCAUAGCGCAGUAUACUAACCACUACACCACCACUCCCCCCUGUAGACACACGUACAUGCGCAUGCCUAUUCUUGCUGUAAUGUCCUGGGGGUGGAUUUGAUCACAAUCCUUUAUUCAAGGAUUAUUUGAAAUCUAGAAUAGGGCAGAACUGAGAUUUAAAUCAUCACACAAGCUCAACAAUGAAAACUACUGCUGUUAUUGGCAACUAAACCCGCUGUUAAAAUAUUACGGCAAUGUUAAGACAAAAAUGUAUCUGACCUUUACACAUUGCACUACUUACACACUGUGUGUGGGCUGUCACAACAUUGAGAAAUACACACUGAAAUAGAUUGUACCACACGAGUUAAAAUGUUAAGACGUAUUGUACUGUGGUUAUGUAAUGUCUUAAGCCUGUGCACUUAAUGUUUUGACUGCAGCUGAUGGCUGCUGUGUCAUUUUCAGUCUGCAUAGGUUUUGCCACUUGAUUUAAAUAUAUUUAAAUGUUUUAAAUAAGGUUUUUACUGCUAUAAUUUUACCCUCAAAUUAUGUACUGAGAGCAUUUAAAUAAUCAUUAAAGAUAUACAACCACUAUCAUAACAGAACGCCGUCAACCGAUUUGAAUUUUAAUGUCCCAUUGAGCUGUAAAUAUUGUUACGAACGCUUUUAUGCAAAUUUAAUGAUCCAAGGUGUAUCAGAAUUUAAUGAAAUUGCAGAUGCAGGUUAUUUAAUAGGUUCGAGAAUAUUUUGUAUGUAUAUACUGUAAAAGCACAGGUUGAGAUAUCUGUGAAGAGGUGUACUUGAUGUGAAUGGAGCUGAAUAAAGUUGUCUUUGGCUGUU
Messenger RNA from Lethenteron reissneri (Far Eastern brook lamprey), 6764 nucleotides. RefSeq names its product disintegrin and metalloproteinase domain-containing protein 9-like. Gene Ontology annotation, cellular component: plasma membrane. Gene Ontology annotation, molecular function: metalloendopeptidase activity. The record is from RefSeq and is a predicted model, not a curated record. Lineage: Eukaryota; Metazoa; Chordata; Hyperoartia; Petromyzontiformes; Petromyzontidae. Gene Ontology annotation, biological process: proteolysis.